This is a messenger RNA of Sorghum bicolor (sorghum), 1233 nucleotides long. Its product is annotated as expansin-B8. NCBI's taxonomy places the organism in Eukaryota, Viridiplantae, Streptophyta, Magnoliopsida, Poales, Poaceae. The transcript is spliced from 3 exons. Gene Ontology annotation, cellular component: extracellular region. The record is from RefSeq and is a predicted model, not a curated record. Gene Ontology annotation, biological process: sexual reproduction. The coding region runs from base 137 to 1030 and encodes 297 amino acids.
AAACCCCAACAUGGCAGUGGCAGUGGCAGGCAUGUGUGUAGCAAUGCAUGCAAUGCAAAAAAACAAACACACCACACUGCUGCAUGCCAUUGCCUGCCUUCCUUCCUUUAGCUAGCUUGCAUUAUAUACUGGAUGGAUGGAUGGAUGGAGGAGGAGAGUAGGUAGUUGGAUCGGAGCAGAGCAAAGAAAGGCGGCCGGGCAUAGUUUAAUGGGGUCCCUGUCCUCGCUCUCCUGCCUGCUAGUGGCGGCAAGGGCCGCCGCCGUCUCCCUCCUGCUGGCCUAUUGCGCCGCCGCCGCCGUGAACUACAACACGAGCGAUGCCGCCGCCUUGCAGUGGGGCAACGCCAGGGCCACCUGGUACGGCCAGCCCAACGGUGCCGGGCCCUACGACAACGGCGGCGCUUGCGGGUUCAAGAAGGUGAACCAGUACCCGUUCAUGGCCAUGACCUCGUGCGGCAACCAGCCGCUGUACCGCGACGGCAAAGGCUGCGGUUCCUGCUACAAGAUCAGGUGCUCCAGCUCCAAGCACGCCGCCUGCUCCGGCCGCACCGAGACGGUGGUGAUCACGGACAUGAACUACACCCCGGGCGUGGCGCCCUACCACUUCGACCUCAGCGGCACCGCCUUCGGCAAGCUGGCCAAGCCCGGCCGCAACGACGAGCUCCGCCGCGCGGGGAUCAUCGACAUCCAGUUCACCAGGGUGCCCUGCGAGUUCCCGGGCCUCAAGGUCGGCUUCCACGUCGAGGAGGGCUCCAGCCAGGUCUACUUCGCCGUGCUGGUCGAGUACGAGAACGGAGACGGCGACGUCGUGCAGGUGGACCUCAUGGAGAAGGGCAGCAGCCGCCGGUGGACGCCCAUGCGCCACUCCUGGGGAUCCAUCUGGCGCCUCGACUCCAACCACCGCCUGCAGCCGCCCUUCUCCAUCCGCACCCGAAGCGACUCCGGCAAGACGCUCGUCGCACGCGACGUCAUCCCACUCAACUGGAGGCCAAACACAUUCUACAGAUCAAUCGUCCAGUACUCGUCGUGAAACUCAUCCAUCCAUCAUUUGGCAUUAAUUUGCUGCUCAUUCAGUUCAUAUCUCUCUCUCGAGUCUCGAUCGAUCGAUAACUAUGAGUAUUGAUGAGCAAUAAGCUGUAUUAUCUGUCUUACACAUAUGAAUGUACAUGUGUCUUCAUUCCAUCUUUGUUUCAACAUACAUAAAAAUUAAUUUUGAUUUGGUAAACUUGAAAA